Monoraphidium neglectum is the source of this 360-nucleotide messenger RNA. RefSeq lists its product as hypothetical. The transcript has a single exon. NCBI's taxonomy places the organism in Eukaryota, Viridiplantae, Chlorophyta, Chlorophyceae, Sphaeropleales, Selenastraceae. The coding region runs from base 1 to 360 and encodes 119 amino acids. The record is from RefSeq and is a predicted model, not a curated record.
AUGAGGCCUGGUUGCCCGAGGUACGGGCGGUUGCAGCAGCAGCAGCAGCAGCAGCAGCAGCAGCAGCAGCAGCAGCAGCAGCAGCAGCAGCAGCAGCAGCAGCAGCAGCAGCAGAGGUUGACGCUUUGUACCGGCGCGCACCUCCCACACGGCGAGCGAUUUCAGAUCAGGCUGUACCACGAGCAGGCGCGACUCCUCCAGCGUCAGAGGCACAAAGGGGCCAGCCCGCCGAGCGGGCUGCGCGCCGCGGGCAUGGGCAGCCGCGGGGCUGCCUGCCGCACCACGGGCGGCGACAUUGCGCCCGCCGCCGCGGCCGCGCCCGCCGGGGCUGCCUCGGGCGCCUCCCCGGGCUGGCCCUGA